GGCGCAGCCGCCCUACGGCGUCCUCUGCUGCGGGCGAACUAGGCCGUGGGUCGCCGGCAGAGGCCAGGUUCGCUCGUCCGAGAGCCGAGCUCUCUGCUCGCCGCCGCCAUGCCGGACAGCUGGGAUAAGGAUGUGUACCCCGAGCCCCCGCGCCGCACGCCGGCGCCCUCGCCGCAGACCUCGCUGCCCAACCCCAUAACCUAUUUGACGAAGGCCUUCGACCUCCUCGUGGACCGGCCUGUGACCCUAGUGAGAGAGUUCAUAGAGCGGCAGCACGCGAAGAACAGGUAUUACUACUACCACCGGGAGUUCCGCCGUGUGCCAGACAUCACCGAGUGCCAGGAGAAGGAUGUCUUGUGCAUGUUUGAAGCAGAAAUGCAAUGGAGGAGAGACUAUAAAGUUGAUCAAGAAAUCGUCAACAUCAUCCAGGAAAGGCUGAAGGCCUGUCAGCAGAGGGAAGGCGAGAGCUACAGAGAGAACUGCGCCAAGGAGCUGGAGCAGUUCACCCAGGUGGCCAAGGCCUACCAGGACCGCUAUCACGACCUGGGUGCCCAUUAUUCCGCCAGGAAGUGCCUGGCCAAGCAGAAGCAGCGGAUGCUGGCAGAGAGGAAAGCUGCUAAGGAGGCCGAGGCUGCCGCUGCGUGAGCAGCCCUUCCAGCCCCAUCACAGGACUGUUAUUAAAAUAAAGGGUUAACACGAAA
Molecule: messenger RNA, 701 nt
Organism: Suricata suricatta (meerkat)
Lineage: Eukaryota; Metazoa; Chordata; Mammalia; Carnivora; Herpestidae
Gene: NDUFB10
Product: NADH:ubiquinone oxidoreductase subunit B10
Exons: 4
Coding region: 109-645 (178 amino acids)
Source: RefSeq, a predicted model, not a curated record